Molecule: messenger RNA, 1158 nt
Organism: Penicillium canariense
Lineage: Eukaryota; Fungi; Ascomycota; Eurotiomycetes; Eurotiales; Aspergillaceae
Product: TauD/TfdA family dioxygenase
Exons: 4
Coding region: 1-1158 (385 amino acids)
Molecular function (GO): oxidoreductase activity
Source: RefSeq, a predicted model, not a curated record
AUGUCUGAGUCAACAAGCCUGGUCGUCAAUCUCCUUCCAAAGAAUAUCAGACAGAGUUCAGCUAUUGGCGCAGAAAUCCAGCUGGCUCCGGGAAUGCCAAUUCUGAACGUCGAAGAACUGACCAGAAAGGACGAGGAUACUCUACGACAGGCCUUGCUUAAGAACCAGGUUGUGAUCAUUAAGCAAAAGGGAAUCGAUCCUACAGUCCUUCCCAAGCUUGCCAAGAUAUUUGAUUCGAAUGCGACCGAUAUUCAUUCUGCGGGUGAGAACGCCGUGAGCAACCCAAGGAAUAUUCUAUCUGCAUACAAAACAGGCAGAAUACCUAGAGCCCCGCAGGUUGGAAUUGUUGGUUCUGGAAGGUUCCAGGAUUACGAGGGUAUCAAAGAGCUCGAAGUUGUGCAUUUGGUCGGUUUCUCCGGCUGGUGGCAUAUGGACACCCCAUUCUAUGAGAGAUUGCCGGGCGAAGUGACCAUCCUCCAUUCCAUUCGCAUGCCCAAUAUGCCCGACCAAAAGAUCAAAUUUCCGGAUGGAGAAGAAAAGCAGAUUGCUGCUGGUGCGACAGCAUUUUUCUCCGGCGCUCGUGCUUUCGAGAUUCUCACUCCCGAGGAACAGGAAUUUGCUCUCAAUACGACGGUCACAUAUGCUCCCCAGGCCUACGAGUAUAUCAGACAAUGCAAGGCUUCUGAAGAUGGCUUGACUAUUCCAAGAUUUGGUCGCGAAGUUCCAGUUGAGAAACGGUCGGACUGGGCCUGGGACAAAGUUGCAGAGCAUCCCAUGGUUUGGCGAAACCCCCUCAACCCAGAUAGACCUUUCCUCCAAUUUCACGGUUGCUGUGUCUACAAACUUACCACACGGGACCCACAUACUGGGGCUAUCACUGUCCUGGACAAUGUCGAGGAAGUGAGAAAGGUGGUCUAUAACAUGCAGAGGAAGAUUUAUACGGCAAGAAAUAUCUACGCGCACCGCUGGGAAGAGGGCGGCCUGGUCGUCUUCCACAAUCGUGGAGUCAUGCACAGCAUUACUGGCCAGCUUUUGAAGCAUAAGGAGGACGAUGACAAAAGGCGAUUGCUGUGGCAGUGUACAAUGACCAGCACCAAGCCCCCCAAGCCCUUUCGCGACUACGAGGGUGUGAACGAUAGUGGCUACGCUAGAGUUUGA